AUGGACGACCAAGACCUCGCCGCGGAAAUCGACCCCGAAAUGGCCGCCUUCAUGGGCUUCGCCUCCUUCGGCACCCAGCCCGCCGCCAAGAAGCGCAAAUACAACCACCGCACCGACGCCGUCUCCUCCGCCUCCGGUGGCCAACCCUCCGCCCGCGCCCCCGUCGCCGCCGCGACGGGCGCGAACCAGACCGCCCUUGCAGCUCGCACACCGCGCGCCCCGACAAACGAGGCACCCACCGCGCCGCCAGCCAACACCGACGAGAUAGCCCUCGACGACGACGAUGUCGCUGCGGUUGUCCCUACGGAAGAUAAGCAAGAUGACCAGGACCCCGAAGAAGGCGGCGCGAGAAUCUUCUCCGACCCGACCGUCGCGCCGGCCCUCGCCCACGCGCAGAGCCUCAUUGACGAGCUAUCCACCAGCGGCGGCACCGGCCCGCCAGAAGGGACCCCCGCCCCGCAAGCGCAAGGCACCUCCCUUCCGCCCUCGUCGGCGCUGCCCACGCGCCCCGACGCCACGUGGGGCAACGAGUUGGGCGCCGCCCCGACGGCCAUGCCGACGAGGGAGCGGCCCGGGCAGGCUGCCGGACACCAGCCCCGUGGUCGGCAAGGCUACCAACAGCAGCCGCGGAACGACGGGAAGCCCUGGUGGGAGGGGUACUACGACCACGCAUCCAACGAGAAUCCGUGGGAGAGGCUCGAGAGGAAGGCUGGCGUCCAGUCGAGGGGGACUUGGGUGUCCAGGGGCCCGGCUCAGACGGCUUGA
Colletotrichum spaethianum is the source of this 765-nucleotide messenger RNA. RefSeq lists its product as uncharacterized. The record is from RefSeq and is a predicted model, not a curated record. The transcript has a single exon. Lineage: Eukaryota; Fungi; Ascomycota; Sordariomycetes; Glomerellales; Glomerellaceae. The coding region runs from base 1 to 765 and encodes 254 amino acids.